Messenger RNA from Mytilinidion resinicola, 1451 nucleotides. RefSeq names its product putative nuclear pore complex subunit. The coding region runs from base 39 to 1094 and encodes 351 amino acids. Gene Ontology annotation, cellular component: mitotic checkpoint complex; kinetochore; bub1-bub3 complex. Lineage: Eukaryota; Fungi; Ascomycota; Dothideomycetes; Mytilinidiales; Mytilinidiaceae. Gene Ontology annotation, biological process: mitotic spindle assembly checkpoint signaling. The record is from RefSeq and is a predicted model, not a curated record. Gene Ontology annotation, molecular function: ubiquitin binding. The transcript is spliced from 3 exons.
GACCAUCACAUCCACGAGGGCCCCCCACAGUCAACAAUAUGAGCAGCAGUGCGCAAUUCGAGAUCCCCGAGAACCAGAAUCCUGCGGACGCCAUAUCGUCCGUCAAAUUUGCGCCUCACUCUAAUAAGCUCCUCGUUGCUUCCUGGGACAAGCAUGUCUACCUCUACGAGAUCACCAGCGGCAUCGGAACUCUCAUAAACAAAUUCGAACACCGUGCCCCCGUCCUUGAUGUCUGCUUCGGCAAAGACGACGACGAGGCCUUCAGCUGUGGCCUGGACUGGGACGUUCGACGAAUCGAUCUCACAACCGGCGCCCAAAAUGUCCUGAGCACCCACUCAGCGCCCGCAAAUCGCCUCGUCUACAGCAACACGCUAUCCCUCCUCAUAUCUGCCUCCUGGGACUCGACUCUCCACUUCCACUCUCUCAGCGGCGACCAAAUCCCGGCCUCUCUCGCGCUCCCGUCGAAAGCAUUCUCGCUCUCCCUAACCCCCACCAAGCUCGUGGUAGCUAUGGCAUCGCGAGCCCUCCACAUAUACGAACUCAGCAACUUACAUCUGCUUAUAUCAGAAUCUAGCGCUACCGACUCUGCUAUCAACACUAUCGAAGCCGAGCCAUGGCAGCGCCGCGAAAGCUCCCUGAAGUACAUGACUCGCGCUGUCGCAUGCAUGCCCAACGACGCCGGCUACGCUUCGUCUAGCAUCGAGGGUCGCGUUGCUGUCGAAUGGUUCGAUCCCUCUAACGACUCACAAGCGCGGAAGUACGCUUUCAAGUGCCAUCGCCAGACUGUGGAUGGCGUCGACGUGGUGUAUCCUGUCAACGCGCUCGCAUUUCACCCCGUGCACGGCACGUUCGCAUCUGGAGGCGGUGACGGGAUUGUGGCAAUUUGGGACGCGGUGGCCAAACGGAGGAUUCGACAGUACCACAAGUUUCCGGCCAGUGUGGCGGCGCUGGAUUUCUCUACCGAUGGUAAGUUCUUGGCAGUUGCAUGCAGCCCAGGCUUCGAGGAUGGGAAGGAGGAUCUUGGCGAGGGGAGCGUGAGCGUUGUCAUUAGAGAGCUAGGGGAGGUUGAGGCGAAGGGCAAGGCGGCGAAGUGAGAAGGCUUUCAGCAGAGGGGUGGAAGGGGAUGAGGGGGUGGGGGGGGAGGCGGGAGAGGACGGGGCAGGAGAAGUGGAUUUUUCGAGUCUCGUCACGGCGACGUUCAAGACGAUUGGAAUCGGAGCGAGAGGUAAAUAAGGCGUUUUUGGACCUUGGGAAACGGCUUAUGAACACGUACAAAGGUUUAGGCUCUAAGACUCGACACUCAGAAUCGGAUACACUUGGAACACGGUCAAAACAGGUUAUAUUUGAGGUCUCCUCUCAUCUGAAGGAUACCUCUUUGGGGGCAGGUGUUGGCAUGUCAAAAGGUGUUGGCUUUCCUGUACCUUGAGAAGUUCUCUAGUAUUGCCCGAGGU